CAGGGAUUUCGCACGACUCCGGCGCCUGUCAGGUAAACAUCGCCAGACGACCAGACGAGCAUGACGUGGUGAUUUCUGUGCUGCUUUUAUAAAAAAUAAGUGGUCUUCACACAUGAAUAAAGGAAAUAGCAACCACUACACCCUUCUUCUUCAAGAUGAGGCAGAGACUGAUGGAGUGUGCCUAGAGGAAGAGGAAGAGGAAGUAGAAGAUGGACUAAAUGGUAUUGAGGGGGAAGAAGAAGAGGAAGAAGAGGAGGAUGAGGAGGAAGAGGAAGAUGAGGAUGAGCCCAUGGAGGACAGUGAUGAGGAGGAGAUCUUCAGUAGCAGCAAACACCGCUCUCUUCCACACCAUGAAUGCUCAAACCUCAAUGGCCAAAACCACUUGGGUAAAAAUGGAGGACAUGGAAAUGAGUACCAGCUUUUGAACAACAAUGAUGCUGACCUCAAGACAGUGCUGGACACUCCUAUCACCAUCUGGACACCUACUCCCAUGUCUCCAGCCCGACGAGCAUGUUUCAUUGCCUCCAUCAUGUUUGGGAUCCUGGUGGUGGCAACCUUUUUGUGGGUGUUGCCAUGUGAUGUUCAGCCCUGCGAGGGGGAACUAGCCAUGCGGGACACAGAGUGGGCUGUCAGGAUUGAAAGAAUGGUUAUUAGCCAGACUCAACUAGUACAAAGGCUCACUGGAGGCCAUAAUGUGCUGCUCAGCUACCAUCCUUCAGUCAAUGUAUCCAGUUGGGAUCCAGACAAUUCUUCACUUCUAGAGGAAGAACAAAAUCAGUUUGAUGCCCAGUUUGAGUGUACAAGUUGUGUCCAAGGAACUACUGGCAGUUGUGGUCUUCUCAUGUUGGAUGGAAACUUGGGUAGAAAGAAUUGGCGUGUUCCAAUGAAAGAAUGUGCUGUAGGGCUGCAGUGUGAUUUGCUUGACGUUAGUGGAGAUGGUGUACCGGAUUGCAUUGUUCGAGGCAGCAACACAAUGCUCUUUGUGAUUGAGGUGCGCUAUGGCAACAUCUUAUGGUAUGCCCACUUACACAAGCCAAGUGAUUCUAGUCAUUCCUCUCAACUUUCAACUGCGGCACCACAACUAUCAGUUAAAUUACACAGUCCAGGCCCAGCUGUUCUCAUACCCGAUGUUAAUGGGGAUGGAUAUGAAGAGUUAUUGUUCCCUGGCAGACUUGCUCCUGAACAAGCAGAGUCCCCUAGCCAAGAGUACAGCAGCUCUGAAACCCAGAUGCCUGAGACAGAUCUGUCACCUUACUCAAAUCAUUUGGUUUUAGUCUGUGGACAGUCAGGUAGCAUUCUUGGCUCUCCUUUUGUGUUGAAGCAGUGCCAAAGGAUUCUCUCCACUGUGGUGAAUGGCAAAGAUUUAUCAUAUACCUGUCUAACAUUUGGAAAUAUAGAGGAAGAAGACACAAUAUCCAUCAAAGUUCUGCUACAUCAAAUUUUGGGUGACACUUCCCCUUCGGAGGAGCCUGAGACUUUUCAUAAGUUGAAACAGAUAAACAAUCAGCAUGUCUUAUCCAGCAACAAACAAAAUUUGUGUGAAGUGUUUGUAUCUAAUAAUGGUGUUUGCCCUCAGUGUCAGUCCAAGGUUAAACUGAAAACUGGUGAUGGAGAGGUUCUUUGGGAAAAAGACUACGAACACAGUACUAUAGUGUCCUGGGCACCUCUUCUCUCCGAUGGGAAAUGCCAUGGAGCAAUAUUGAAGGUAUGGGAGUGGAGGCACAUCGCUACUACCGUCAAGACUGCUAAGCCGCCACCUUCCUUGAACCGGAGGACCACGCGCAGCAGCCUGGUUAGUGAAGAAAUGGAAAACUUUGAAACUGAGCCUACAUAUGUUGAAAAAGAAAGUGAAGAUGAAUUUCAUCUGAAAAUUUCUUUAGAAGAAAACAACACUUCAGACUCCCAUGAGAAAUUAGAAAUGCCCGGUGAAGUCUUCCUGAAGGGUUCUCAGAAAGUGAGUCAAGAAUAUCUAUUUAAAACUGAAGGAAGGGACAACCAUGCUGAUUUGCAGCCUCCAACAACACUAGAAAGUCCAAGAGCUAGAAGAGACUUCCUUCAUAAGCUUCCUGAGCAAUAUCAUGGACAUUCAGUCCACAGACAUCACAAGCAAAAUUCCGCCAAUCAUGAGAAUCAUAGCCAACACACACUACACUUUGCCUCUACUGAGGAACAUCUCCCAUCAGAUGAUAUGCGUGAUCAAGAGAAUCUCUAUUCUUCUAAAAAAGCAUCAACAACUGCAUCAGUGCCAAGUUCCUUCCCAUCAAGUAUGAGACCAAUGCAUCCCACUUUGCUUGCACCAUCAGGCUAUCAGCUACAACAGAUACAUGAGCGAUUAGCACUAUUGAGAAGUAAUGGCACAGUUUGGCAUGAAGAGACUCUAACCAGUCUUGGUUUGGGAAUCAUUCGACUCUGCAGAAGUGAAAACUUGUGCUUACCCUCCAUAAAAUCCCACAGCAAAUCAGUUGCUGUCUCUACUGGAGUGAAGGAGAGAAUCUGGCAGCUAGUGUCCAGCAGUACAACAUUUGAUAACUCUGCUGUCAACAGAGACCAGCACCAUGCUUCUCCAUGGACACUAACAUCCAUCGUAAGGAAAAUAAUUGUUUUAGUAUAGUUUGUAUCAUUUGGACACUUGCACUAAAGUUCAUUUGAAAUUGUAGAUACAGGAUAUUGUUACAGGCUAAUGGAAAUCAAAGACUGCCUCUGUUUUCAAUAAAACUUUGUUAUUUUGUAGUUUCUUGUACAAAUUAAGGAGAUAUUCACUACAUGCUUAAAUGAAGCUCAUACAUAAAGAUUAUAUUAGUAACACAUGUAUAGUAUGGCUGUUUUGGGGAGAUUAAUUCCAUAACUUGCUUCAUGCUUUUGUGAAAUAAUAUUACAAGGCUAUUGUACUUGUAUAUUUUUUGCUAAUUAUUCAAAGUGAAGCCUUUCAAGUUUAUAGAUGUACAUGGGACAUUGAACUGUCGACGCUGUAGAAAAAACAAGUUUCCCACCAAUUACUGGUUUUUGAUCGCUUGAGCCUUUAAUUUUUUAUCCAUAGCUAAUGCUUCUCUUUAGAGAUGUGAUACAGCAACCUAUUUAAGUGUUUUAUCAAAAAUAUAUGAUUAAUAACCAAAAUGUCAUACUUCUAACAUGAUCCCUAUACAGUACAAUGCUACCCUCCACCCAUCAAUCAUAAUAUCAAAGUACGUGUUUUAUUGACUUGAAACUGUCCAAAGAAUAUCAUAUCUUCUUAGUUAGGGAUUUUACUCUAACACACACACACACACACACACACACCCAGGCCCUGUAAAAUUACAACUAGGUGAAUACAAACACACACACACACACACACACACACACACACACACACACACACACACACACACACACACACACAUUAUAUAUAGUGACAUAAUAACGAUUUCAUGUAGUGUGCUACUGUUUUCUGGCAGGCUGUCUUUAUUAGGAUUUUGAUUAGAAUUUAUCAAUAUGCUUUGAAGUGCUGCCUAACAGUCUUAUACCUCUGUAGUUGCUGUAUACGUAUAUUUACAUGCUACUUGCUUUAGAAGACCACCUAACAUGUGCCAGCAACCGACUCCUGCAGUAUUGAAUUGCUUUUCUCCACGCUGGCUUACAUAUCAUCAGUACAUGUAGUCCACCACAGAUGCAUUUCCAAAGAUUAAUAUUGCAUUUCACCUCACUUCUGCAUUGUUUCUCUCUCUCUCUCUCUCUCUCUCUCUCUCUCUCUCUCUCUCUCUCUCUCUCUCUCUCUCUCUCUCUCUCUCUCUCUCUCUCUCUCUCUCUUUGCAUUAUUUUCUUGAACCAUAUCUUUAAAGUAAUCAAUCCAUAUUUUUUUUCUUAUGUAAAAGAAAAGUUCUUAUAUCUUUGAAAUUAGCACAAUGCAGCUUACAAAAAGAUAUAUUUAUAUAUUUAUUUUUAUUUAUUUUAUUUGUUUAUUUAUUCAUUUACUUAAUUUUUCAUUAUUUUUAAUCCUUCUUUUACCUUCAUUGAUAGUUCUGGGAAAGGCAUUAAGACUGUAGCAAACCUUUGUAACUACAUUGAGUCUAAGGCUGUUUGUAUCUAUUAUCAUUAAUGUAUUUACUAUUAAUUUUUAUUUUCCUCUAGACAGUUUCUGUCCUUUUUAUUGUUUUAGGGGAGUGAUGAAGCUUGUGGUUUAGAGUGUAUAUAAUAAGAGAAUACCUUGGUCAAAUAUAGAUUAAGCCAUGCCAGAAGUUGGUGUGAAAGCAGGAUGCUAUUCACUGGUAGCUUGGAAUUAGAGCCCAAGUUACUUUUAUAACCUCAUUGGUCAGUUAGCAUAGACAUUGACCUCUCAUACUACAUAGGUACAUGGUUUAUUUUCCAUCCCUGUAUCUACCUUAUUUUGUGAACUACUACUUGAUUUAUUAAUUAUUGGACAGAAGAAUGAUAGUAGAUUACAAAUGUUAAAUCAAGUGUAAAAAGAUAAAAUGAUGGAAGUUGAAGUCGUGGGUCGACAUAUUCUCUCUCUCUCUCUCUCUCUCUCUCUCUCUCUCUCUCUCUCUCUCUCUCUCUCUCUCUCUCUCUCUCUCUCUCUCUCUCUCUCUCUCUCUCUUCAGCUCAUCAUCUUUGUUAUUGUUUGUCAAUUUAUCUCUGAACACAUUUGUGACACGUACUAUUAUUCUUCUAUCCAGUGAUAAAGAAACCAAGUAAAUAUUACAUUAAAUAACAGCAAACUAAGAGAAUUAAAACCUAUUUUGUGGUGAGAUGGGCACAUCUACAUUCAUUAUGUGAGAGGUUCACUGAGCCCACAGCUACAAGAUUAUACUCGUAAAAGCAACUUAGGCUUCUGUUGCAAGCUAUGAGGGAAUUGACUCUAGUCAUAGAUAAAAUAUCCACAAGUUUGUUUUUAUAUAUGUAUAUAACUUUGGAUACAGUGAGUAUUCUCUGCAUAUAGAUGUAAAGCUUGGUAUGAACUGUACAGGUGAAUGGACUUAUGGUUGUUCAAAGGUUGAGUUUUGAACCUAGAAAUGUGCAUUUAUAUGUUUGUUUGGAUGAAAGGGCUUGAGUUUUGGAACAAAUAAGUUUUGUAACAAGUGAUAUCAUUACUGAUAUGAUUUGCAAUAAUUAUAAUGUGCCUCUGAAAACCUCCUCCACAUCUCACUUGGGAUCCUCAGGUGCUUGUAGCGCCUCAUGGAUGCUGUCAUUUGAUAGUUUUCAGAUUUGCUCAAUGAACUAAUUACAGUAUCUUUGCAGUGUCACUAAUUGUCCAACAUUGACUUCAUCAUGUGACAAUUAUUCGUUUUCUUCUGCUAUAUCAUGUCUUGUCUGACCUGUUGAAUCCAUUUUUUCAUUCACACUUGGUUUAUCAGGUAAUGUGAAUUUACUGCUUCCAUUCUCAAACAAACAUAUGCAUCAGCAAAGUACCAAAUGUUCGUUGCUGAAUUUGGGUGUGGCCACAGGGGAGGGGAAGAAUAGGGUAUUCAUAUUCUGGUUUUUAAUUAUCCAUCUACCUCAUGUAAUUAAGAUACAUACAACUAAGACAGCUUUUUGCACAUUCUUUACCUACGUAAAAAGAUUUGCAUUACUGAACAGUAUUUGGCAGUAAUGUGUUAAGCAACAAAAUCACAACACAGACAUGAUACAAAGUAACACAUUGAGCAUGAGUUGCAGUAUGGAAAGUUAAACCUCCUCUAGGUCUUCCCCUUCACCCCACUGUUUCCCUUUUGCUAAGUAUCUGGCCACAACAAUUAGAUUAUGACAAUGGUCAUGCACCCAAGACUUUUCAGGUCUUAGUAGGUGUAAGGACUUAAAUCUCUGCUUUGAAGAACUGGAGACAAGUCAUCUAGGUGCCAAUGAAUGCAUUUAAUAUGUGUGGCCUCAUGUAUGUGCUUUGUGUAUUCUAUGUCUGUCUAAUUAUGACAUGGAAUUUUCAAGUCACUCUACUGUUUCCUUUGUACCGGUGCUUCUGUGUUAUCUCGUCCUGAAGCAGUGUACUGUUGUUUACCACGUCUGCACUUAUUUGCUGGUGGAAGCUCCACUUUUAAUAAUUGUGGGCAGGAAUUGCCCUUGAAUUGCUUAAAUAUAUUUUUCUAACUGGAUCUCUUAGUAAGUAUGACAUAGAUUUGUUGUGUAUGGAGCUGCUUGACCAAAAUUAUAUUAAUUCAGUACAUUCUUUUAUUAGAAAGCAAAUGGGGAUUUCUGCAAAACCAUUUUGGUUUUGUUGUCAUCAAGACAAAAUUGUACUUUUAUAUGAUAUGUACAUGUAUUUGCAAUGUAGUAUAAUUAUUGCAUGCAAGGCUCUGGUUGUGUGAAGAUGCACAAACUGUAAGGUCACUUGUUCAUGACAAAUGCAAUCAAAUAAAUGUUUACAUUUUCUUGUAAACCAGAAACUUGUAUACAAUAUUACAAAAUAAAUAGUCACAGUAAAUGUGUUAACUUAUUAAGUAUAGUCAGUAUUAUUUUUCUAAGAAUUGUUUUAUCUUGUAGAAACACAUUCAUUUAAUAAGAAGUAUGUUAAGUGCUCUCUGCAUUAAAAUAUACUAGUCUAGAAAAAUAAAUCCAAUAUGUGAUAUAAUUUCGGGUUUGUAGCCACAAUGGAAACAAGUUCAUUGAAUGCAAUAACUGGCUGUUGUGGCAUUAAAUGCAUUUUUAUUGUCCAGAUUAUAAAUUAAAAAAGCUUAA
Portunus trituberculatus (swimming crab) is the source of this 6639-nucleotide messenger RNA. RefSeq lists its product as uncharacterized. The transcript is spliced from 10 exons. Bases 113 to 2611 code for a protein of 832 amino acids. The record is from RefSeq and is a predicted model, not a curated record. NCBI's taxonomy places the organism in Eukaryota, Metazoa, Arthropoda, Malacostraca, Decapoda, Portunidae.